Molecule: messenger RNA, 793 nt
Organism: Triticum aestivum (bread wheat)
Lineage: Eukaryota; Viridiplantae; Streptophyta; Magnoliopsida; Poales; Poaceae
Exons: 1
Coding region: 94-555 (153 amino acids)
Source: RefSeq, a predicted model, not a curated record
UGCACCUCCAAUCCAGAUUGUCUUGUCUAGUCUAGUGCAAGUGCAAACAAAGAAAACAGAUAGAGGUAGCCAGAAGUCGAGUCACCAGCAAGAAUGUGCUUCGAGUUCAGCUCCUGUUUCGGCGGCGGCAUAAAGGACGACUACGGCGGCGAGCGGUCCAACCAUGGCGGCUGUGGCGGUCGUCGCCGCGGCCGUGGCCGCAGGAACGACGCCUCCUACAACGGCGAAGCCGACCACAAGCCGGCGCCGGCCUACAACCACCAGCCGGCCAUCGACGAGGCUGGUCGCAAGGCCCACCAUGAUGGCGGGCGGAAAGCUGACCACGCCUCCGUGGUCGCCGGCGCCGGUGGCCACGGCUAUUACGCCGCCUACGCGCCAGACAAGGCCCACGAGGCGCCGAAGCUUCCUGCGUGGCACAACAAGGUCGGGGACGACGCCGGCUAUGCCUACAACACGGCGCGCCUCCGCCACCAGGCUGCUCCUGUUCAUAGGGAGCACGCCGCCAUGGAUUACCACCACUACCCAACCACUACUACCAAUCUCGUAAGGUACUAGGUACUACUAGUCGUUAGGAUUAGCUAGCAUGGCAGUUCAUCAAUCCCUCCCUCCUCCUAAACACUGCCUCUGCUUCUGUUAAUAAGUUUUGUUCCGUGGCUCUGCUUUUCUACUCUGUUUUUCCUUUGUCGUCUACUGAAACUGAAAGGCACCUGUAGUAGUGUGUGAGAGCCAGGAACCAGAUUGUUGUGGAUUUUGAUCAGAGCCUCCACGUAUUUGUCGAUGGAUGUGCGGCACA